AUGUUCAGCAUACUCAAAGGUUUUGAUGCUCAGACCACAUCAGGUUAUAUCAACCCCUACGCUGUGGACGUAAUCCGGGCCAAGAGAAGUGAUCUAAUUUAUGGGAUCUCACAUACCGAGGAUCUACUGGAUCUUCUCGUCACAGAAGGGGUCAUGACUGCAGCAAAGAGAUCUAUCGUGCUGACCAUCAGGACACGCAAAGAUCAAAACUCCAGGGUCCUGGACAUCCUGGAGGCAGGAGGUGAAAGAGCAUGUCGAAAAUUCUUCCAUCCCUGUCUUAUGCUGGCAGAACCUGACCUCUACCAGCAAAUCAAGACCUAUGUGGGUGGUGUGAAUGAACGUAUUCGAGACACGAGGAGACAGCUGAUUGGAUAUUUGCUGGAGAGGGACCCAGAGGGGAUAGUUGCUGUUCAGAAGACAUCAAUCGCCACCAAAGGAGCUAAGAAAUCUUGCCGAGUAAAAGAAAAAAGAAGCACUAUGCCACUUUUAAAAUCAGAGCAGCACAAACCAGCACAAAGUCAACCAGAAAAUCUCAUCCACAUGACUGCUACAGACGGAGAGAUAACACUGCUGAAGGAGCUGUUAGAAGACGCUGAUAUUAAUACAGUCAAUUCCUCUAAUGAGACUCUAUUGCACGUAGCUGCUGAGAAUGGUCACCUGUCAAUCAUUGAGCUCUUGAUCCUUAAAGGAGCCAGACUGGACCUGCAGGACAAUAACGGUCACACAGCUCUCCACCGAGCAGCCAGAGGAGGUCACACUGAGAUAGUCAGGGCCCUAAUACAAGCUGGAGCCCCCAUUUACACUCUGAAUCCACAAGGCAAAACCCCUAUUCACCUGGCUGCAGAAAAUGAACACCUGGAUUCUGUGAAAGCCCUGGUGAAGGAGGAGGCCAAGCAGUCCGAGAGCCACACGCAGGACAUGUUUCUCCACACAGCAGCCGUGGAGGAUAACUGGAGCCUGGCAGAGCUGCUGCUGCAAAACGGGGCUGCUGUUAAUGCCAGAAAUGCUGACAAAAAAACUGCUCUGUUUUAUGCAGUUUCCCAGAACAAUCAGAAAACCACGUCUGUCCUUCUAAAUGCUGGGGCUGAAGUUGAUUAUGAUGUUAUAAAUGAAGCCAUCAAGCUCAAUGAAGAAUCAACUCUUCGUCUGCUGCUUGAUAAUCCUGAAGGAGCUCUGAGUGAAGACACGCUGGGAUCUGCUCUCUUCUCAGCUGUUAAACAGAACCAUGAUGGAGCCGUAACUGCUCUCAUAGACAGCGGAGCAAAUGUGAACAUGUUGGACAAACAAGGUUACGCUCCUCUCCUGUUGUCAGCUGAGCUGGGGCACGCUGAGGUCUUCAGAGUUCUUGUAGCAAAAAAGGCCAAACUGGAUCCUACAUUGUCAGAUCUCUCCUCAGCGUUGCACCUGGCUGUCCACGGUGGCAGUGUGCCCAUAGUGCAGACGUUACUGGACAAGGGAUUAGACCCCAACAUUACUGGACCUAAGGCCCAAACCCCUCUACACCUGGUAGCUCAGUGCAAUAGGCCAGAACUGGUUGAUCUGUUUUUAAGAGCUGGAGCACAGGUAAAUGCUGUUGCCCAGGAUGGGCUGACCCCUCUGCAUGUAGCCAGUCAGCAGGGCCAUGCAGACGCAGUGACCCAGCUCCUUCAAGGUAAGGCAGACCCAGGAGUGAAAGACAAGCUGGGGAGGACAGCUUUGCACUGGGCAGCCUUUUCUAAGGAAGAAAACUGUGUGGUAGACUUGUUGCUGUCUUCCAAAGCCAACACAAACACCACUGAUAAUGAGAAGAAAACGGCUCUCCACCUGGCUGCCAUGGAGGGGAAUGUCCAUGCUGUGGCCUCACUGUUGUCCCAAAAAGCAAAGGGAGGGGCUAAAGACAUGGACGGCUCCACGCCUCUUCAUUACGCAGCAGCUGGCGGGCAUGCCAGCGUGGUUUCAACUCUCCUACAGUCACUCAGUAACAAGGGCAUAGAUGAGAGGAAUGUUUGGAGGAAAACGCCGCUUCAUGCUGCAGCUGAGAGGGGCCAUGACAUUGUAGUGAGACUGCUCCUGGAGGCCGGGGCAAAGAUCAACAGCUCAGAUCAGAGUAAAGACACUCCUCUGCACUGUGCUGCACGAGGUGGACACCAGGAGGCAGUGAAAAGGCUUGUUAACUGGGGCCAAGGUGGGCUCAUGGGACGCCAGAAGAGGGUUGACCUACAGGCGACUAAUAAUGUGGGGAAGACGCCUCUGCAGGUGGCAGAGAGUGGAGGCACACCAGAGCACGAGAGCAUUGCAGCUUUACUGAAGAAAAAGAUGUUUCUCAUCAAAUAA
Molecule: messenger RNA, 2313 nt
Organism: Plectropomus leopardus (leopard coralgrouper)
Lineage: Eukaryota; Metazoa; Chordata; Actinopteri; Perciformes; Serranidae
Biological process (GO): cellular response to tumor necrosis factor
Cellular component (GO): cytosol
Molecular function (GO): NF-kappaB binding
Source: RefSeq, a predicted model, not a curated record